Trichoderma breve is the source of this 2340-nucleotide messenger RNA. RefSeq names its product major facilitator superfamily domain-containing protein. Lineage: Eukaryota; Fungi; Ascomycota; Sordariomycetes; Hypocreales; Hypocreaceae. The record is from RefSeq and is a predicted model, not a curated record. The coding region runs from base 1 to 2340 and encodes 779 amino acids. The transcript has 3 exons. Gene Ontology annotation, biological process: transmembrane transport. Gene Ontology annotation, molecular function: transmembrane transporter activity.
AUGGCGCCUGAAGGGGCCUCCCAGCAAGGCCGCUGGCGCCUCGGCCGUCUCUUUGGUGGCAACGCCGAUGCCCAAGGCGAAGGCGACGGUGAAGGCCAAAAGCCUGGGCCUGAGAGAUGGAGUAUGGGAAUAUUAAACGAUCCGGAAACCGUCGAGGUGCCAGGCUCUGUUCUGUUGCUUGCUAGUCAUCGCAACGAGCCUCUCGGCCUCCGCAAUGUUCAUGCUCGCACUUCCCAUUCCUCCAUUCCAGCCGGCUUCCCCGUCGAGACUCCCAUGACACCCGGCGGCACUCAUCCACUACCCUGGUCGCCAUCGUCGCCAUCUUCUGCCCCCGAGAAGCCGGCCGAGGAAGCUCAAGGCAAGAAGAAGACGGGAGAUGGUAAGAUCAUCUUGGACCCGCAGCCAGAAGAUUCCACCAACGAUCCUCUCAACUGGCCCACCUGGCGCCGCGAUUGCGCUCUCCUAUCCCUGGGCUUCUACUGCAUGAUUGGAGGCGGUAUUACGCCCAUCAUUGCAGCAGGAUUCACAAACGUUGCCCACGACUUAAAUGUUUCCGUCGAGCGUGUGCCGCUGACUACAGGUCUUUAUAUGAUGGGCUUGGGCAUGGGCUCUGUCAUUGCCUCUCCCACAGCCAUCCUGUUCGGUAAACGGCCGGUAUACCUUGCCGGUGCCAUUCUUCUCAUCGGUACCAGCAUCUGGUGUGGAUAUUCACCUAGCUUCCCUUCUCUCAUUGCCGCCAGAGUCUUCCAAGGCGUUGCUGUUUCUCCGGUAGAGUGCCUGCCGUCCGCUACCAUUGCCGAAAUUUUUUUCCUUCACGAGCGCGCAUACCGCAUUGGAAUCUAUACCCUCUUGCUCCUGGGAGGCAAGAAUCUCGUUCCUCUCGUCAGCGCUGCCAUCAUUGGCCGCUUCGGAUGGCGAUGGGUUUUCUUCAUUGUUUCCAUGAUCGUGGGACUUGGAUUUGUACUCCUGUUUCUCUUCGUCCCGGAGACGUUCUGGGACAGAACGCCAACACGAAGAGUUUCGAAACGACCUAGCUUCCUUCGCCGACUCUCAUCACGCCAUGCUAAUCCGGCCCACGCCUCUGCAGGACCAGCAUCUGCAGGCCCUCUCUCUCCUCGAGGCAAAUCACCGGCUCGCUCACCCUCUCCUGGCAGGAUUGAGCGACGCAGAGACAUACAUGUCGAGUUCACGCCAGACCAAAAGGUGGAAGGUUUCUCAAAUGAUGCCCAUAAAGCCAUUGAAAGGAACUCAGCAGCGCCGUCUGGAAGUCAUCAUGUGGGAUUCGCUUUAGAAAGCGACAAAGCGGAGGAACACGGCCAGGAAGAUGCACCUCGCCGCGACACUUCGCGUGGGCCAUCAAUCCAUAGUGCUCGAGCCUCCAUUGCGUCUCCACGGGCCAGUAUCGCUCCCGACCGCGGCCGAUCGGUCCCUCAGGCCUCUCCUCCUGCUCAGAGCGCUGCCGAGAGUAUGAUGGUUACCGAUUAUUACUCGACCGCGCCUAAUCUCGACAACGAAAAGUUUCCCUCGUGGAAACUCAGAGCGCCCCCGAAGAUUAAGGCUUAUACGCAUAACCUCCGCAAUCAACCUACCCAGACCUUUAUUCAGCAACUCAGGCCCUAUCAUGGACGACUCAAUAACGACAACUGGUUCAAGGUCAUGAUUAGACCAUUUAUCCUCUUUGCGUAUCCCGCCGUCCUUUGGUCUGCCGCCAUUUAUGCGUGCUCCAUUGGAUGGUUGAUUGUAAUCUCCGAAAAUCUGGCCGUCAUCUACCGCAAUCCUGAAGGAUACAACUUCACAGCUCUCCAGGCCGGUCUCGUCUACGUCUCGCCCUUUGUAGGCGGCAUCCUUGGCACCGGUGUGGCGGGCAAGAUUAGCGACAUCAUUGUCAGGGCCAUGGCUCGCCGCAACGGAGGCAUGUAUGAACCAGAGUUUCGUCUCGUAAUGGCCAUUCCGAUCUUGCUUGCCACAUGCGUUGGGCUCAUGGGCUUUGGAUGGUCGGCAGAAGAAAAGGACAACUGGAUUGUCCCCACCAUCUUCUUUGGCAUCACGUCGUUUGGCUGCUCCCUCGGUUCGACCACCUCCAUCACCUUUUGCGUCGACAGCUACCGCCAAUACGCAGGCGAAGCCUUGGUGACGCUCAACUUUUCAAAGAAUGUGCUCCACGGCUUGGUGUUUAGUCUGUUCAUUUCUCAGUGGCUUGCAGCAGAUGGCUCAAAGAAUGUCUACAUCUAUCUCGGCGUCAUCCAGCUCAUCUUUUGUCUUUGCUCCAUUCCCAUGUACAUCUUUGGCAAGAGAGCGCGCAUGUGGACGGCGCGUAUGAAUCUCAUGGAAAAGUUUUAG